Molecule: messenger RNA, 2219 nt
Organism: Copidosoma floridanum
Lineage: Eukaryota; Metazoa; Arthropoda; Insecta; Hymenoptera; Encyrtidae
Product: caspase-1-like
Biological process (GO): apoptotic process; proteolysis; positive regulation of neuron apoptotic process
Cellular component (GO): cytoplasm
Molecular function (GO): cysteine-type endopeptidase activity
Source: RefSeq, a predicted model, not a curated record
CGCGCUCGUGUUCGGGAUUCUCUUUGUUUUUUUUUUUUCCACGUUGGGUCAAAUGCAGGCCGAUCGCGCGCUCGACAACACGCGUCGAAUCGUCUCUCUGCUCUCGUUGCUGGAAAUAUUAUAUUAUGCUCACGUAAUUGCGAUCCGAUAGCGAAGGAAGUGACAGUGACGAUCUAUAGACAAGAAAAAAAAUUAUCGUGCGAUGUGUUGACGUUUACUUGCAGGCAGCGAGAUACUGUUGCUUUGUUGUGUAUUGUUUUGGAGUUUCGGAGAAAACCUCCCUUUUUUUUUUUUUGAACGCGCGCGCGCACCAACCGCGUCCCUGUCAGUGUGCACAAGCUCUCGGAACUUCAAGCACAGAUGAUUUACGACAGCGGCAGCAGCGAAGACGAGGCGUGCCUCCCAACGACGCCAGCUCAAAACGUGGUAAUCCCGGAAAAGCGCGCGCGCCGCACGAGCGACGUGAUAGACAGCAUAGGCGAGUCGAGUUACGGAUCCUCGCCCACGCUGUCCCACUCGUCGGGGAGUCCGCGGUUCUCCUUCGACUCUCCCUUCUACUCGCCGACCGCCACCACCACCACUACUCCGGGCAUUUUCCCCGGAACGCCCGCCACCGGCUACAGCACUCCGCAACGACCUCCUCAGCCAGCUCAUUGGAACACCGGCUCGAUGGUCUCACCGGAUCUGGGCUACUCCACUCCCGAGCGUUCGCAUCACGGCAUGUGCUACGCGGACGGAUCGAGCCAAAAAAUCGAGUUGCACGAUGCCUUAGGACCCAGAACGCUUGGCGGGCAAUAUCCCUUUUCAUCCGUGGUGUCGGGACAGAUGCCGGUUCCAAAAGACGCCGAUCGGUACAACAUGGGCCACCGGCAGAGAGGCAAGUGCGUGAUUUUCAACCACGAGAGAUUCGACACGGGCUUCGAGACGCGCGAGGGCUCCAGCAUAGACGCCCACAGGAUCGAACAGACGUUCGAGAGGCUCGGCUUCGCUGUCGAGAUCUGCAACGACUACGAGUUCGCCGACGUCAUGCAGAAAAUCAACGAAUUGAGCCAGGAAGACCACAGCAAUAGCGACUGCCUCUGUAUAUUCGUGCUGACCCACGGGCUAAAGAACAACGUCAUCUGCGCCAAGGACGCCGCGUACAACAUCGAGAGACUCUGGAAGCCUUUCACGGCCGAGAGAUGCGUCACUUUGGCUGGAAAGCCGAAACUGUUUUUUCUGCAGGCUUGCCGUGGGGACAGUCUCGACGAGGGCGUUCGAAUGCACAGUGCAAAAGUGAGCGAGACCGACUCGAUCGACUCCUACAAGAUCCCGACGCACGCCGAUUUCCUUUUCGCCAAUUCGACGGUGGAAGGUUUUUAUUCCUGGAGGAAUCCAGUCGUGGGUACCUGGUACAUUCAGAGCCUCUGCCAGAUGCUGGACGAGUAUUCGCCGACGGUGGACCUCGGCCGCGUGCUCACGAUGACGGCUCGUAAAGUGGCCAUGGACUUUGCCAGCUACAACGAUCUGGAUCCUGGGUUGCACGACCUCAAACAGGUGCCCAUGGUUACCUCGACGCUCAUACGAGACUUGUACUUUGCGCCCAAGGAUGGAUAGUAGCUGGGGACGCGAGGCGUCCGGGGGAUCGAAAAAUGUGUUCAUACAAGACGAUCGUUCAUUUUUUUUUUUUUAAAUCAAUUUUGCCGAUCGAGCGCGACGUUUAUUCACUUUUUAUGAAGACACGCAAUGAAGACAAGCGCCGAGGGUGAGCGAUCGUCCAUAUUACUUACAUGUGUUCUUGUUUUGAUGUUGUCUACGGAGUUUGAUGAGAGGCAGGCCUUGUUUUUCGAGUGGCCUCGCGUCUAAUCGACUUUUGUUCAUUUUUGAGUCAUAUUGCUUAGUUGUAUGCUUUACGUUUUACUUUAGUAAUAAUACAUAUGAGAUUAAAUCAAAACGUGAAGCAAAAAAUUACAAACAAGGCCGAUGAAAACGUCUCCGACUCACAAUUAAAUAGCUCGUGAAAUAAAUUCAAUCUUUGAUCAAUCUGCAAUUGUUUUCAUUCCCAUCGAUUGUAAGGAUUUUCUAUGAUCAACGCCUUAACGAAAAGUAUUCAUGAAUUUAUAUUUAUACAUAUAUAUGAGUAAGUUCACAAUCAUAAAUAUAAGUAUUAUAGUAUACGACGUAUGUUUCUCGAUGAUAAAAUAUAUUAUAUAUUAACGUUUUAAUUAUAAAAAUUUAAU